AUGCGAGAGGUGGAAGUUAGCAUAGGCAAUUGGAUAGACCGUCUCUGGUCUCUUCAGGUGGAACAAGGGUCACAACUCCGUGACAUCCUAACAUCCAUGACAAAGGAAGUCAGUCUUAUGCUUCCCCAAAACCCCAUUCAGCCCGCAUCGCAAGAUCAAGUCAUUAGUCCUAUGAAGAAACCUGAUACACCCGUCAACCAGGAGAUCAGGGAGGAGAGCACCUUUUAUGUAGACCAGGAUAUCAAUGCCGCUUCAGGAGUUGAAGGAGGCCUCAAGAAUGAUGAUAGAGAAUUGUCUAUGGACCACAUUACUGUUGUCCACAAGCUCCUCACGUGGCCCUCCAUCAAAGCCCUUCUUUUACGCCUUAUGAAGUACAGGGAUAAUGCGGAACCUGAGGUGGAUUGCGGUCUGGUACGGGGGUAUGGACGCGGCGAAGGCAAUGAUACAAAUGAGGGCUCCCAGCAGGGGCAAAAACCAUGCAUGGAAAACAUGUACACUCUCAGCUGGGAUGAGGGCCUCCUCCCAACUGGCUCGCCCAGUGGUGCAACCUGGAAAGCCCCUGGUAAAACAACCCCAAUUAACCCCAGCACAUCAGUGAUAACAACUGAGCAUGGCAUUGAGGAAUCCGGCACAUUCACCACCGACCCGGACACUGUGCGUCGUCUACAAUGCAACUACAUGAAGCACGUGCACAAGCUGCACCCUUUUCUUGACCAGAAAGACCUCGAGAAGAAGAUUGACAUAUUCAUUGGUAUAUAUUGCCCAGCGAGAACCACGGACAGCCAUAACAGUAGCAGGGGUCACCAGAAGGGAACCAAGCGCAAGCGUUCCAAGAGAAUUGAGCUGUCAGUUGACAAUGCAGUGAUUUUGCUAGUCCUUGCCCUAGGCAGUAUCAAUGAAUAUCACGAUUGUGCUGUGCCGUGCCCGAUGCCCCGAUGUUGUUGCAAAGAAAGGAACACUGGUAUUAUCCGAGGAUCAAAAUAUUAUGGAUAUGCCGCCCAAAUUUUGGGGAGUCUCCAGGGAGCUAAUUGUCUGCCCCAUGUCCAAGCUGCGUUGCUUGCUGGUCUCUAUGUCGGUCAAUUAGCGCAUCCAUUCCAGAGUCAUGGAUGGAUUAACCAGGCCGCUCGGGCCUGUCAGGUGCUAGUUCGACCGGGACGAUAUUAUGAGAUGAAUGAUGGUCUUAUGAAAGACCUUUGCGGCUUGGCCUACUGGACUUGUUUGCAGCUGGAAAGUGACAUUUUGACCGAAUUUGAUCUUCCAGCUAGUGGAAUAUCGCGUCUGGAAGGCAUGAUUGCCGUUCCCAAGGGACUUACUUUGAAUCUGUCCAAUGAGACCGACAUCUCUAGUCAAAAGAUGAUGUUCGUCUACUCGGCUCGGAUUUAUCUACAGAAGAUUUUAAAUAAGGCCUCUACGUAUCUGUGCAAAGUUGGGAAACAACCUUGCUCGUUAUUUAAGGUGCAGAGAAUCCUGAGCAUAAACCUUCAGCAGUGGCGAAAUAGUCUUCCAGAUAUGAUGCAAUGGGAAGAUUCUGGUCCAUCCUCAAGGGAUAUCGACAUCGUCCAAAUGCGCGUCAAAUACUACCGAGCACGCUAUAUCAUUCACCGACCACUACUCUACCAUGCACUGCACAUUGCCAGUCAGCCAGAAUCUGUUGGAACUUUUACUGCAGCCUCUGGCAUGAGUGUCUCACAUUCCCAGCAGGUGUCUUCAUCCAUGAUACACAGCCAACAGGUCACCAGUAUUGCGCGAUUACAUGAGGGCUCCGGACCAGUGCAAUCCUCAACCACCACGCCAGUUGGCAAAUGGACAUCAUUGACCUUUCGAGAUCUUUCACCAGCAUUGCAGCAAACUUGCAAGAUCUGCAUCGACUCGGCAAUUCUGAGUAUGAAGACAUUGGAUGGCAUUGAAAGUCGUCCUGUGGAGAGCAACAUCUUUGGCACGGCUCAUGCGCAAUUUGGUAACAUGUUGGUGCUGUCUGCUACGUACGUGUCCAGUCUUUCAGAACUGGUGGACAGCAAUGUCCUCAAGCAAUUACUCAAGCGUACGAUCCAUUUCCUGCGGCAGAGGCAACAUAUUUUGCCUAGUCUCCGGGCUGAUGCGAAGAUUCUGAUGAAGGUUUAUGAAGAAAUCUUCUCGGAGGCUCCUGUGAGUAUUUCAUUUGUUUGA
Molecule: messenger RNA, 2166 nt
Organism: Aspergillus chevalieri
Lineage: Eukaryota; Fungi; Ascomycota; Eurotiomycetes; Eurotiales; Aspergillaceae
Product: fungal specific transcription factor domain-containing protein
Exons: 5
Coding region: 1-2166 (721 amino acids)
Source: RefSeq, a predicted model, not a curated record